AUGUCAUCGAAAGACACCCUUCCUCUGUUCCUCCGCGAUCUCAAAGACUCUGGACAGUACAGUGACCUCAAGAUUGAGUGUGAAGGAGAAGCUUUCCAUGUGCACAAAGCCAUCGUCUGUUCCCAGUCUGAGAUCCUAUCUCAUAAAUACAAAGAUGCGUCUGAGGGUGCUCCUGAGGCAGUCAUUCAGAUCGAGGGAUAUGAUACAGCGACAGUGAAACUGAUGAUUGAGUUCCUAUACUUCGGAGAUUAUGCGAUUCCUGAUAAAGAGAGUGAGCUAAGCAUCUCGGCAAACGCUUCAAAGAAGCCCACUACAGCGGAAAGACUGCGCCCCCAUAUCUACGUCUACUAUAUUGCGGACGAAUACCAAUUGCCAUACCUGAAAGAAAAGGCAGCAAAUCACAUAGAGUCCGCGACUAAAAUGGCUUGGAAUCCGAAAGGAUUCGUCGAGUUCGUCAAGGAAGUGUUCGAAAAAGCUGAUACAACGAUACGUCAAAAGCUAUCUAAACUUAUUAGUGAACAUAUUGACGACUUUUGCCAGACCGAAGUGCUGGAGAAGCUCAUCGAUGACGAUCUGAGCAGAUGCGUGAUCAUGGCCAUGAAGGCAAGAACAGUGGAGAGUUUGAAAGCACAGGUCGAGGUGCUGCAGAAGAAGAUAAGUAAUAUGAAGGCUGGUGUAGAGCAAGGCCACAAUCUGCUUCAUGACACAACGACUUGCCGCCAUUGCGCAUACGGAAUUAUUGUCGCUAACGUGUAG
Messenger RNA from Aspergillus eucalypticola CBS 122712, 756 nucleotides. RefSeq names its product BTB/POZ domain-containing protein. NCBI's taxonomy places the organism in Eukaryota, Fungi, Ascomycota, Eurotiomycetes, Eurotiales, Aspergillaceae. Gene Ontology annotation, molecular function: protein binding. The record is from RefSeq and is a predicted model, not a curated record. The transcript has 5 exons. Bases 1 to 756 code for a protein of 251 amino acids.